Gekko japonicus is the source of this 3704-nucleotide messenger RNA. RefSeq names its product excision repair cross-complementation group 5 (gene ERCC5). Gene Ontology annotation, molecular function: single-stranded DNA binding; DNA endonuclease activity. The transcript is spliced from 10 exons. Gene Ontology annotation, biological process: nucleotide-excision repair. Gene Ontology annotation, cellular component: nucleus. The annotation marks the transcript as partial. Lineage: Eukaryota; Metazoa; Chordata; Lepidosauria; Squamata; Gekkonidae. The record is from RefSeq and is a predicted model, not a curated record.
GAAGAAUUAUUUGAAAACCCUUGUUCUGUCGAUGUUGAGUCAGAAGAUUUCCAGAGCCUGCCCCCUGAAGUAAAGCACGAGAUCCUUACUGACAUGAAAGCAUUCACAAAAAGAAGAAGAACGCUGUAUGAGGCAAUGCCUGAGGGGUCCAGUGACUUCUCCCAGUAUCAGCUGAAAGGACUGCUUAAGAAAAGCAGCCUGAAUCGACAACUAGAGGAUGUGGAAAAGGAGAUGAACCAGCAGUACUCUGGCCAGAUCCAGAGCCAGUAUGAGAAUGACGGGGGCUUCUUGAAAGAAGUCGAAACCAGGAGGGUCGUGUCUGAAGACACCUCUCACUACAUAUUUCUUCCAGGUAUCCAGUCCAAAGAAGGUGUCUCCAGAGAUCUGGCAACGACGUCUUCUGGCUAUUCUUCUGCAAGGCCUCAAGGUUCAAAGCACAGUACUGAGACCAACAAGACUUCAGUCAGUGUAACGCCACCUCCAUGUGACUUCUUGAAGACUGAAUCAACUAACAGUACUGUCCCUGCGCCACCUUCUCCCAGAACCAUGCGGGCCAUCCAGGCUGCCAUGAUGGGAAGCAGUUCAGAAGAGGAGACUGAAGAUGACAGGAACCAUCAGCUUGAGUUAGGUAAAGCCAGGACUGGCCCUGUUGCGGAUACACGCAGUGUCUCACCAAGAACACUGAGGGCCAUUGAGGAAGCUUUGUGUGAGGAGGAAGAGGAGGUUCAACCACCUGGGUCCAGGAAUGUAAGUCAAGCAGGACGAGCUCUCGUGAGCAAGCUUCUUUCCAGUAGUUCAGAUGAGGAGGACUGGAAACCUGAAGAACAGAGCGGAAAAGAACUCCGAGUUCUGCCUACUACUGGGGAAUCAGAAAAUGAAACCCUUAACUCAGAGAGUAAACUGGACAAAGAGAAGUACAUGUUGGAAACAGAUAUGAGUAUACCUGAAGAGGCAUAUGACCCUUCUCUGGAUAAAACGCGCUCUUCUGAUUCAGGUGAAAAAGGAAGAGAUGAGGAAAAACAGACUUCCAAAAUGGACUCAGGUUCUCUGCGAGAUGGUGACGUGGUGCUGCAGCCACUGAGGCCCUCGACACAGUCGGUUCCCUUAAGCCCUUCGAACUUCACAGAUUUGGCCCAAAAUGGAAAAGUUGAACUUUCAGGGGCAUCACUUCAGCAGCCAGACAAGGAUGCUUUUGACAGACAGAGUGGGCUUUCAUUUACUCCAGGACCAGCCAGUCUUACUGAGGAAAGAAUGGAAAAUCAUUCUCGGUCUGAAGAGAGCGAUUCUGAUGAUAGCUUCAUUGAAGUGAAUGCUGAACUAAGUAGUGAGUUUCAGGAUGAAACUGACCGGGAGAAAGAAAUGGGGGCUACCUCUUCGGUGGCUGCAAAGGGAGAUCAUGAAGGUACCGCUGAGAGAUUUCCAGAAAAUGCUGGCGAAAAUGCAGAGCUGACCAUACAGCAAACUGUGGAAACCAGAGGCGAGGAGGAGGAUGCAGUUAACGAAUGGCAGGAUAUCAGUAUGGAAGAACUGGAAGGCUUGGAGGCCAACCUUUCGGUUGAGCAAAACGCACUCCGGGCUCAGAAACAGCAGCAGGAGCGUAUCGCUGCCACUGUGACUGGACAGAUGUUCUUAGAAAGCCAGGAACUUCUGCGCCUUUUUGGCAUUCCGUACAUUGAGGCCCCAAUGGAGGCAGAGGCUCAGUGUGCUGUUUUGGACCUGACUGAUCAGACCUCUGGGACCAUCACAGAUGACAGUGAUAUUUGGUUGUUUGGAGCCCGGCAUGUUUACAAAAACUUCUUCAGUCAGAAGAAAUAUGUGGAAUAUUAUCAGUACGUGGACUUCCAGAAUCAACUAGGCUUAGAUCGAAACAAGUUAAUUAGUUUGGCGUACCUGCUCGGGAGUGACUACACAGAAGGCAUUCCUAACGUUGGUUACGUCACAGCGAUGGAGAUUUUGAAUGAAUUUCCCGGGCGAGGAAUGGAGCCCCUUCUCCAGCUUGGGGAGUGGUGGGCGGAAGCUCAGAAGAGCAAGAAGACAUGUCCCAAUCCACAUGAUACAAAAGUGAAGACAAAAUUGCGGCAGUUGCAGCUGACGCCUGGCUUCCCAAAUCCUGUGGUAGCUGAAGCUUAUCUGCACCCAGUGGUAGAUGAGUCGAAGGGAUCCUUCGUUUGGGGAAGACCAGACUUGGAACAGAUCAGAGAGUUUUGCCAGAGUCAUUUUGGCUGGACCAAGUUGAAAACGGAUGAAGUCCUGCUGCCUGUCCUCAAACAGCUGAAUGCUCAGCAGACACAGCUCCGUAUCGAUUCCUUCUUCAGACUAGCGCAACAAGAGAAGCAGGCCAUCAAGAGUCAAAGGCUGCGCAGGGCUGUGACUUGCAUGAGGAGGAAAGAGAAGGAGGAGGAGGAAAGCGAAGUCUUCCAGGCUACAACAGCCCUUAAGGGAAGGGAAGGGAAGGAGGAAGGUGUGACUGGAGUCCCAAACCGCAGGGGCAAGAGAAAAAAAGACCCAUCGCCCAAACAGGAGAGCUUUUUUGGUGGCGGUUUCAUAGGGGAGGUGCAGCUGACAGAGUCAUCCAGUGGGUCAUCAAGUGACCAAUCAGAGAAUGAAGCCUCAGGGAGGCGCCCCAGAGGGAAGAACACCAAGAUGCUCAAAACGAGCGCUGCGAGUCACGAGGCCCCUUUGGGGCAUGGAAUGCCACGAGAGGAAACGGGGAAUAGUAGCUCCAGCACAGAGGAGGAAGCGACUAUGGUGACUGCGAGGCCUGUUUUUGAGGGCAAAAAGGCAAAGGGACGGUCUUCAAGAGGAAGAAGAAAGAAAUAAUGUCAGCGGCAAAAUACAAUACAGGCACUUCUUAAAAGCUCUUUUCUAAAUAGCACCAUGAAAUCUUCACAAGAAAAAAGGGUCCGUUGUCCCCCUCUCUCCCACUUCCCUCCCUUCUGUAUAGAUUAGCACUAUUUAAAUGAGACAUUUUAAAUAUAGCAAGCAUGAACUGUAAUAUUUAAAACUUUGUUAAGAGGCUAAUGUCAGAUCCUCUUCCCCUGUGAGCCCCCCCUAUCUAGAAAAUUCCCAUUAGAAUAAAAUUGAGUCCUGCCUCCCUUGAGAGGUUUCUGAAGGUGAUCGGUAAUAUAGAUGUUUCUCAUAGUGGAAAUGAAAUCGUUCUGUAAUGUCGCCAAUCCGUCACUCAGCUUCACGCUUCGUGAAAUGUGAUAAGUAGCAUACGGUACCGUACAGGGUUUCCGCAUUCAGCUAGGAGGAAUAUUUUGGGCCACUUCACAUUCUCCAUUCCCUGUUGUUUGCCUUACACUGAAAAUCAUUUUAAAUGUGGCAUUAAGUGCAAUGUUUCAUCCAACGGCAGUGGUGAUGCAUAGGAAAUGGAGGAUGGGAGAGGGGCACGGGUGACUUUUCAGUGGUUGUUGCAGAUUUGCCACCCUUGAAAUUAUCCCUUAAACCAGUUUUGAUUUCAGAUUGCAACAUUUUGGAAUAACUUUGUUCUCUUUGUUGGGGGCAAAGUAAUUGUAUGCCACUCCAGGUUUGGUGCCUUCCAGAAGGUUGUUUUCCAAGCCAAUUGUCGAGAAAGAUGCAAGUUCACUAAAAUUUACUUGAGUAAAGCCGACUCAACAAAGAGUCAGGCUGGGCUUCCGCUCUUUUCCUUUGAAUAUCAGCGCCUGAAACACCGUCUAACCAGCCUUGCCGAUUAUUACUUA